Molecule: messenger RNA, 2184 nt
Organism: Poecilia reticulata (guppy)
Lineage: Eukaryota; Metazoa; Chordata; Actinopteri; Cyprinodontiformes; Poeciliidae
Product: mitochondrial import receptor subunit TOM40B
Biological process (GO): protein import into mitochondrial matrix
Cellular component (GO): mitochondrial outer membrane
Molecular function (GO): transmembrane protein transporter activity
Source: RefSeq, a predicted model, not a curated record
AAAAAAAUAGUCAUAGCUGUGAUUUUCUCAUCGUUGCAUAGAAAUGCACUAAUUUUUAGCCCUCAUGUUCAUAAUUAUGUGUAUGGAGGGAAGGAUUUGCAGGAGCGACUCACAGCAUCUUGAACAGGGAGGAAUCUACAGCAUCACUUGAUCUGCAGCAUCAGUUCGCAUAUUUUAAGUUACUCAUUUAUUUAGGAAGUUAAUACCCUUGACAAUGUUUCUGAUGUGCGGUUCCCAGUUUCGCUCGGGAUUUUAAGGAAGCAUUGUGCCCACAUGGGCAGUGUUCUGGCUUUGUCUUCCAAUCCGGGCCAUCAGAACUGGCCUUUCUCCAAGGAUCAUCUUCCUUCUCGCUGGGACGCACAUCCUGCCCACUGGGACCGUCCACCACGCUGGGAGAGGAGAGAUGGGCGCCUACCCAAUCCUGGCAGCUUUCACUCUCUCCACAGAAGCUGCAAAGAUGUGUUUCCUCAUCAGAUUGAGGGUGUCAAGAUGAUUAUCAAUAAAACUUUGAGUAGCUUUUUUAAGGUCAGUCAUACCCUCCACCUCAGUGCUGUAAGUCCCUCCUACUAUCGGUUCCACGUGGAGCAUCUGCAGUCUGACGACUACAGCAAGGACAAGGACGCCCCAGCAUUGAUUGGUGAAAUGGACUCUUCAGGUAGUUUGAAUGCCCACGCUCUCCUUCAUCUCACCGAGCGCGUUCGAGCCAGAACGGUAUUCCAGACCCAGCAGUCUCAGUUCGUAACGUGGCAGUUUGAAACCGAGUACAGAGGGAGCGACUUCACGGCUGCUGUGACAGUGGCCAACCCAGACGUCCUCAGAGAGUCAGUCAUUCUGGUCGCACACUUCCUGCAGAGUGUGUCAUCUGGCCUGGUGUUGGGAGGAGAACUGGUGUACCACCGAGGACGAGCAGAGGAAGGAGGAAUUCUGACUCUGGCUGGACAGUACUCAAGGCCAAACUGGGUUGCAACCCUUAAUGCUGGCAAAGGCGGCGCCCAUGCCAGCUACUAUCACAGAGCCAACAAACAGAUCCAAGUUGGGGUGGAGUUUGAGGCCAGCACCAGGACGCAGGAGACAACAGCCUCCUUUGGGUACCAGAUGGAUCUCCCGGAGGCCAACAUGGUUUUUCGAGGUAUGAUCAACAGCCGGUGCAUCAUUGGAGGUGUGUUGGAGAAGCGUCUUACCCCGCUUCCUGCCACCCUUAUUAUGGGAGCCUUUGUGAACCACAGAGGUGACAAGCUGCAGGUCGGCCUGGGCGUCAACGUGGGAUGACCCACAAACACGUGCUCAAACUGGAAUUAUGAAAAGAAUGUCAGGACAUCAAUCCAGAGAGCUACGUUUGAGAUUUGUUUUGAAAAUGCACCGACUUAAAGGGUGCAUCACCUGCACUGAAACUCUUCCUGUUGGUUUAACUCCAUGUAUCUCACCUUGCAACCUACCUCUCAAUAACAAGGUGAUGUUUUCUGAUUAUGGGGAAAGAGGAAUGGAUGCUACUUUAGAAGGGUGCAUCACCCUCUGAACUUUGAAAGCUGAAAGUGAAAUUGUACUGUAUACAUAGAGUAUCAAUUUUAUAAUGUCGGUAGUCAUGAAGAAAUGUAUAAAUAUAUACAUAAAAUAACAAAAAUGUACUUCCGGUUUUAGUGAUUUACCUCGAAAUUAUGUAUUGUUGAUUGUUCUGCAAGCUGUUUCUAAAAGAGAAAUUCAAAAUAUCAUGGUAUUUUACAUUUUUCACAAAGCCAGCGGUCAAGAAUAAAGCUGCGGACAACAAAAUCGAAAACAUUUUCGUCGCAUCUGUCUUUCAGGCUUUGUGAGUUUGCAAUCACUGUCUGGCAUUAAAAAGAACAAAAUCACUGGCCUGAAGCUAGUUUUACCCCUCACAUGGAAUAAAUACAGUUGCUUAGGUCUGUAUGAAUUUUUGUCAGCAGUUAAUGUUAAUAUGAUCCCCAAAGAAACACAGAGGAGCAAAACAAAUGGAUCUGAGGGAGUCUAUGCACUAACAGAUUUGUGUCUUAUAUGGUUGUCCCAAAAAGGCAUUUAAAAACACGAAUCUGGCAUUUUCAGUCCUAUUUAACAAAUUCUAAAUACUUUAAAUAUGUAAUGUAUAAUCCACUUCACAGGACAUUGGACUGGAGAACAAGAUGACUGUACUCUUUUCUGACAUGAUUUAAUAAAGAUGUUAUUUAUGUC